Pomacea canaliculata is the source of this 2536-nucleotide messenger RNA. Its product is annotated as solute carrier family 13 member 3-like. The transcript has 14 exons. The record is from RefSeq and is a predicted model, not a curated record. NCBI's taxonomy places the organism in Eukaryota, Metazoa, Mollusca, Gastropoda, Architaenioglossa, Ampullariidae. Gene Ontology annotation, molecular function: transmembrane transporter activity. Gene Ontology annotation, cellular component: membrane. Gene Ontology annotation, biological process: monoatomic anion transmembrane transport. Bases 69 to 1901 code for a protein of 610 amino acids.
GAAGACUUGCUUAAAAGGUUCAUCACGACGAGCAGUCACUUUGUCACUUAUAGCCAAGAGUGGAGACGAUGGAUGCUGUACGGAACACACUGACACAGGUGUGGGCAGUGCGACAAACUGUCGUGUUUGUGGUCACACCACUGGCUUUUCUGCCGUUAAUUUUUCAAUAUGAUUCACAGGAAGCCAAGUGUGCGUACGCUCUGGCACUCAUGGCUGUCUAUUGGUUGACGGAGGCACUGCCGCUGCCUGUCACCGCACUUCUGCCGGUGGUGCUGUUCCCCCUGCUCGGGGUCAUGCCCGUAGCCGCGGUGUGCAAGAACUACAUCAAGGAUGCGUCCAUGUUUGGCAUCGGCGGCCUGACGUUCGCCAUUGCAAUAGAGUCCAGUAACCUUCACAAGCGGAUCGCUCUUCGGAUUCUUUUGCUUAUGGGUUCGGAUCCCAUGUGGUUGAUGCUGGGUUUCAUGCUGCCGACAUGGUUUAUGUCUAUGUGGGUCAGCAAUACCUCCUCUACCGCUUUGAUGAUACCUGUCGUCACAGCUGUCCUCGACCAGCUCAAGGACACCCGGUUUCAGAGCACCCCUCCUUCAGCUGAGAUCAACGCGAAUGUAAUUUCUCUUUUGAAAGAAGAGGAAUCAGAUAAGAAAAUUCAACCAUUAAAAGGACAUGACGAUGCAGUGCACCUGCCCAAGGAUGGGACAGGUAAUGCACCCACCCCGAUGUCGCUUGUAGCCAGUCCUGCCCGCUAUAAAAGAAUUUGCAAAGGGAUGUCUCUCUGCAUCGCUUAUGCGGCUAACAUCGGGGGGACUGGUUCCCUGUCCGGCACUUCGCCCAACCUCAUCAUGCAAGGGCAGGCGCAAGGGCUGUUCCAAGAAUAUGGUUUGGACUCUGGGGUGAACUUCACUUCCUGGAUCAUCUUUGCUCUGCCAGGCUCCGCCAUUUGCUUAUUUCUGACCUGGAUGGUGCUGUCGUGCAUUUUCUUCGGGCCUAGAAAUUGUAUCAAGAGAUCAAAGAGCAAAGUGGGAGAAACCCAAAUAAAGAACACGAUUCGCCAGCAGUAUGAGAAGCUGGGACCAGUCACCUUUGCUGAGAAGGUGGUGAUGGGUCAUUUCCUGGUGCUCAUAAGUCUCUGGGUAUCCCGCAACCCACCCGAAACUCGUGGAUGGGGAUCUUUGUUUCCACCAGGGUUCGUCGGGGACUCUGCCGCAGCCAUCCUCGUGGCUGUAUCUCUCUUUGUUUUCCCAGCAGAGCGCCCUCAAGUCUUCUGGUGGCGCAAGGAUGACAGCGUCCCAAGAGCUGUGCGUUCAGUGAUGACUUGGGAAACACUACAAAAGAACUACCCUUGGGGUGUUUUACUACUCCUAGGGGGUGGAUAUGCCUUAGCCAGCGCCUGCGAAGAGUCAGGAUUGUCUCGUUGGAUCGGUGACCAACUCACAGUCUUCAGCAGUCUUUCUCCGUGGCAACUAGCACUUGUCCUUAGUGGCAUCAUUGCCAUGGCAACAGAAGUCACCAGCAACACUGCAACCGCCUCUCUGCUUGUACCGAUCUUAGGACAGCUGGCCCUGAACCUUGGACUCAACCCUUUGUACCUGUUGUUCCCCUGCACAAUAGCAACGUCCUUCGCCUUCAUGCUGCCCGUGGCAACGCCUCCUAACACUCUUGUCUUCAGUACCGGUCACCUUGAGGUCAAGGACAUGGUCGUUGCUGGUUUUUUCGUCAACAUCUUGUGUGUUCUGGUGGUCAACAUGGCUGCUAACACGUGGGGGAUGGCAUACUUCCGGUUCGACGUUCUUCCGGUGGAAAUGAGGGCUGCAGUGAACAACUCGCUGAGAUUCACUACAGGAACGAGCAACGAAAGUGACCUCCACAGCGUUACCAGCCGGGUACUGCAGCCUGGAAUUUGAACAACUAGAAGAAACCUUCUCUUCCACAGUUACAUAACAGCACAUUCAUUUUAUCUCGUUUAACUACCCCUGUAGAGAGACCCACAAUGCGGAAGUCGGUGGACAGAAGCAGGGCCGGUUCUUGGGUAUGUUCCACCCUCGGGGCAAGACGAGUUCUGUACAGCCACCUCCCACUCCUUACCUCCCCAAAGAAACUCCACACCACUUAUAAAACCCUCAACAAUUAAUUUAUAGUUCUAGUCAUAAAAUUAAAACUUAAAAUCUUACAUUCCCUGCUUUUACGGGAGAUAGUGGAAAUAAGUUGACUCUUACGUGAAGAAGUAUUCAUGUCAUUAAUUAUAAAUAAAACGUCCAUUAGUGAAAUCUGUAUAGUGAGGUGACGACUUUUUGAAAUCCAUUUAUUCAGGAUUCAUCACUCGAGUUGUACCAGUUGUCUAUAAGCUAUAAAUAUAACCCUGCGUGGUUUGGCCAGUCCUUUCUUUUAUGCUAUUGAGCUAAGUUUUACAUGUUCAAGGUACCUUGAAGGUCGGGGUUAGGGUUAGGACUGCUGGCAGACGAUUUUAUUUCCAGUUUACUGCUAAAACGAGGCAUUUGUGUACAAAGCUUCCGGUUUAUCCACAUUUCAGAUUAAUAUU